AUGAGCCGUCUAGUGAACUGGUUGCCGACAGUGGCAGCAUUUAUCGCCUUCAUAUUGACCUUGAUAUGUCUCUUUGCGGGGUCCCAGACGAGCAUUCUCCCUGACACCUCUAUCCUGACUAUCUAUACAUCAAAUAUCAGCCACAGCACGGCAAUGGCCGAUUUUUACUCCAUCCAUGUCAUGUCAUACUGCGAGGGGGAGCUGAGAUUAAAUCACAAGGACUUCAAUAACUGCUCCGACCGGACGCUGUUCUUCUCGUUCGACCCCGAUGCUGCAGUUCGGGCCGACACGGGAAAUACCUCCUCACCGUCGGACCUGGGGUGGCCCAGCGCGAUCACCGACGACUUUUACGCCUUCCAGAUGACAUCGCGCAGUAUAGGUAUCUUCUAUUGCUUAGGAGCCGGCGUCGCCGCCCUGGCGCUGUUUGAAAGGGCGUGGUGGACGCUCAGACGCGGUCCGCGACAGACGAUCACGGAAGUGUCGUCCAUGAUGUUGAGUUUCACCAUGCUUGGGAUCUCGUCCAUCAUUGCGACGGUGAUUGCAUUCCAGUUCGUCAAGCUGGUCAGCUACCAUGGACAGGAUGCUGGAGUCACGGCGGAAUACGGGCCGCAGUUCCUCAAUCUCACUUGGGCAGCAACAGGGUUGUAUCUGAUUGGGGGCACCACGGGGUUAGUGAUGGUGCUAAUCGACCGUAGUCGACCCCCUAUGGACGAGGUUCCUGACGAUGGGUAUGGAUUUGACGACGGCCCUGACGAUCUGCUGGAGGAUCAUGGCAAAUCGGAAGUGCACAGUCAGCACAGUGACGAUUCGGCAACGUUGCGAUCACACGAAGAGGACAACCAGGGGCGGGUUAAUGUGCGGGAAUAA
Aspergillus homomorphus CBS 101889 is the source of this 867-nucleotide messenger RNA. RefSeq names its product SUR7/PalI family protein. Gene Ontology annotation, cellular component: cell cortex of cell tip; plasma membrane. The record is from RefSeq and is a predicted model, not a curated record. NCBI's taxonomy places the organism in Eukaryota, Fungi, Ascomycota, Eurotiomycetes, Eurotiales, Aspergillaceae. The coding region runs from base 1 to 867 and encodes 288 amino acids. The transcript is spliced from 3 exons. Gene Ontology annotation, biological process: fungal-type cell wall organization.